Messenger RNA from Orbilia oligospora ATCC 24927, 2565 nucleotides. RefSeq lists its product as uncharacterized. The record is from RefSeq and is a predicted model, not a curated record. NCBI's taxonomy places the organism in Eukaryota, Fungi, Ascomycota, Orbiliomycetes, Orbiliales, Orbiliaceae. The coding region runs from base 1 to 2565 and encodes 854 amino acids. Gene Ontology annotation, molecular function: RNA binding. The transcript has 14 exons.
AUGGCUUCAGCCAAUCAACAACAACGACGCUCUCUGGAUACCGAUGGCAUCGCUAACGCGACAGGGCCAUCCUCUACUUACACACAAACGAACUACCAGAACAUUGAUGUUCCUACCACCCUUGGGCAGGCUAUUGGCAAUACUUCUAAUACAGCUCAUCCAUUCCCCUUCUCUGGGGGUGAAAACAUUUUCAUUCCGACAACCUUUGGCGGACCCGGGGCUACUCAAAUGGCUUCAUCUUCUACCAACCCUAAUUCUUUCCAAAUUCCCGUUGCUGGACCUCCCGGACAAUCUAUUGGGUACGUCCCUGAUUUCCAGAUCCCAGACCCGGGAAUGGAGAUUACCACUCGCUCCCAAGGGCAUUUUGGUGGAACUACCCCAGGCGGCGGGAUGAACGAUCUCGCUGUCGCUAGGUACCCAUCACAGCAAGUGGCCAAUGCCAUCCGUGGUGGGGCCGAAGGUAGGAUCAUCGAAUAUUAUUGCGUUCCUGAGGUAGAUAGGGAUGUUGGAAUCGUUCCAACUCGACACUUGAAGUGCACUGGUGUUCCUAAUGACACCUCUCCAUCGAAUCUUAAGUCUUUCUUUGAGCAAUUCGGAGAUGUCUCGGGCCUGUUUGUUGAAAAGCUCUUGAGCAAUGGCAUCUUAUAUGUCUCGUUUUUCCACCUCCAGGCGUCCAUUCACUGCUAUAGGGACGUUCAGAUGAAAUGGCCUGCCAUCUACUGUGCUCGAACCACACUUGAAAAUGUGGUUAAUAACUUCGCAGCACACCCACUCACAACAGAGGGUGAAGUUCAAGUUGACGUUCUCAACGGGCAUUGUGAUACACAAACUAUUGUCGGAGCUCUAGGCGCCUUUGGAGACUUGCAUACUGUGCAGACUUACCGCAACAAUGAUGUCAGCACUGUUUUUGCAGAAUUUUAUGACAUCCGAAAUGCAGCUGCCGCUAUCAAUAGUUUGAAUGGUCAACAAGUUGAUGGCCUCGAGAUCCGUGUCAAUUGGCCAGAAGUUGAGAGAAUUGCCUGGACGAAGGCCUCUCAAAUGAUUGAGAUCCACGAGGACCAGAAUGUCUGUGUCGUCCACGCUGGCUCAACACAGUUGGUCAAUGAUGCUCGUAGACUCUAUGGCAUUCCCUUUUCCUCUGGACCUGGAACUGGCCAGGAACUCGCCCGUAGUCACUAUUGUGGCUCCAAUGCUCUUGUUCGAGGGCGUUCCGGUGCCAUGGCGCUCUAUGAACCAGAGAGCCCACGUUAUGACCCUGGGAUCAAUCGAAACAUCCUAGACCUUCAUAAUGUUCGAAAUGGAAUUGACCAACGAACAACUAUCAUGAUUCGCAACAUCCCCAACCACCUCCCUCAAAGCGUUAUCAAGGCUUGGUUAGACGAGGUUUCAUAUCGCAGAUAUGACUUUUUAUAUCUUAGAAUCGACUUUGCGAACCAUUGUAAUGUUGGUUACUGCUUCGUCAAUUACCUCACCCUUGCCGAUAUUGUUGACUUCGUUCAGCGACGAGUCGGUAUGCGAUGGUCGCAAUUCGGUUCCGAUAAGAUCGUCGAGGUUUCGUACGCCAACAUUCAAGGCAAAGCUGCUCUAAUUGAGAAGUUCCGUAAUUCUAGCGUCAUGGACCAGCCGUUCGAAUUUCGUCCAAGGGCUUUCCACACUGUGGGCGAACACUUCGGUCUGGAUAUGGAGUUUCCUCCACCAAAUAACCUCAACCGCAAGUUGCGUAGUGUUACAGCAGCCGAGCAUUCCGGCUUGUACAAUCCCCGUUACCGCAACGGGUCGGGCUACUAUCACCCUAAUCGCUUCGGAGGUGGAUUUGGUUACCAUCGUGGCCGUGCCUAUGGUAAUUUCGGUGGCCGUCACUUUGGUAAUGGCCACAACAACGGUUACGGAAUGAUGAACAAUGGUAAUCGCGGGCAAACUAAUCGUCUCGCAAUCACGAUGCCUGGAUAUGAGCCCACUAUAUACCGUACCCCAACUAGGAUCCAAACCAAUGUCCCUCAAGGCGCUGCUAAUGGCUUCGUCGGAACUAUUCCAAUUAACGAUGGUAUGAGUACCUUUUCUCAACCCGGGCCCUCCCAAGGCCCCCGUCCUAGAUCCUCCACAUCUUUCAGAGCUCCAAACCCUACCCAACCAGCGACUCUUCAUCCAGAAACACGCAUUCGUCAGGAGAAUGUUCCCCCUCGUCCUCGCAGCAACAUUCGAACUCAAGGGGCCCAGGCUCAACAUCAACCUGCUCGUGGUGGUAACGGAAAUCACAACCAAACCACGAACGGCACUGACCCAGAAUCAUACGGCCCGCAGACCCCAACAAUGACUGGUCGCUAUGAGAACAUCCAACGCGGUGGGCCUGGAUUUAGUAUCUACAGUUCCCCACUGUCCCCUGCUGGCUUGGUUAACGCCGGGUAUGUUCCAACUAAUCCCGCACCACCUGGAUUCAGUGCUUCCACCUUCUCCGAUGCUUUCGGUGAAAGAUCUACUCCCCAGGACACUCGUGCCAGGAGCCCGACCGACUAUAACACUAUGGCACGCAACCUCGAAGCUAUGAGACGUAUCUGGGAGCAAUAG